AACUCCGUCACUGACCGGAGCUUCAGCGCUGGCUGUUCUCCUGCCGCUGCCACCGCUGCUGCUGCUGCUGAAACGGAGUCAGGACACAAGUGACAGGAGGCCAGUGACCGUUUGAAGACAUCUCAAGAUGUUACCUCAACACCUGAAGCAGAUCCGAGUCCUCAUGCUCAAUGACCAGGAGAAUUUGGAGAGGACUCUGUUCAGACUCGAACAAGGUUUUGAGCUUCAGUUCCGCCUGGGUCCGAGUCUUCAGGGCAGAACGGUUCUGGUUCACACCAAUUACCCGCUCGAAGGACACAGUUAUGUGCGAAACACGUUCCGCGUGUUGCCAUGGAAUAACCCGGCGGGGAGGGAGGACGACUCGGAUAAAUUCUGCUCUCUGGACAUCAAAGUAGCCGGGUCCUAUCAGUACUACUUUGGAGUCGGAAACACAGAGCGGUCAGGAGCAGGAUACAUCGUGGUGGAUCCCGUCCUCCGCGUGGGAGCGGAGAACCACGUGCUGCCGUUGGACUGCAUCACCAUCCAGACCUACCUGUCCAAAUGUCUGGGACCUUUCAACGAGUGGACAGACAGACUGAGAGUCGCCAAAGAGUCAGGAUACAACAUGAUCCACUUCACUCCACUCCAGACGCUCGGCGAGUCAAGGUCCUGUUACUCCCUCGCGGACCAGCUGACCUUCAGCCCGGAGUUCAGCCCCAAGGGUCAGCAGACCUACACCUGGACAGAUGUGGGCGCGCUGGUGGAGAAGAUGAGGAGAGAGUGGAACAUGCUGUGUAUCACAGAUGUGGUUUACAACCACACCGCUGCUAACAGCGUGUGGAUCAGAGAACAUCCAGAAUGCGGUUACAACCUGGUGAACUCUCCACACCUGCGUCCGGCCUGGGUCUUAGACAGAGCUCUGUGGCAUCUAACCACCAGAGUCGCAGAGGGACGCUACGAGGCUAAAGGACUCCCCGCUAACAUCACACAAGAGAGCCAACUGACUGCCAUCCGCAGUGUCCUGUGGGAGGACAUUUAUCCUCAGGUCAAACUGUGGGAGUUCUUCCAGGUCAAAGCGAGCAGUGCAGUGGAGGAGUUCAGAAUUGUGCUACAAAGUGGCAGAAAGCCAGACCAUAAGAAGACUGGAGGGAAGAAGGGCCUUAAGAUCAUCCAAGACCCGCAGUACCGUCGCUAUGGCAACACAGUGGACAUGGACUCUGCCCUGGAGACGUUUGUUCCAAACAGCUCCUCCCCUACGCACAUUGAGGAGUGCUGUGAUUGGCUGAAGGAGAAAAUAGAGGCGCUGAAUGCAGAGCAGUACCACAUUGUGGAGCAGCAUCAGGAGCAGGCGGCCAACUGCACGGUGGGAAACGUAGUGUAUGAGCGUCUGGCCGACCAUGGUCCCAAACUCGGUCCCGUCACCAAGAAGAACCCUCUGGUUACCAGGUAUUUCACCUUCCCGUUCAAGGACAUGACUCUGGAGCAGGAGCUGCAGCUGCUGGACAAACCUGACAAGAUGUGUCACUUCCUGGCUCACAACGGCUGGGUGAUGGGCGACGAUCCCCUGCGCAACUUUGCCGAGCCAGGUUCUAACGUGUACAUACGCCGCGAGCUAAUCUGCUGGGGCGACAGCGUGAAGCUGCGCUACGGUCAGGGUCCCGAGGACUGUCCGUACCUGUGGGCGCACAUGCAGAAGUACACCGAGAUCACGGCCAAGUAUUUCCACGGAGUCAGACUGGACAACUGCCACUCUACACCUUUACAUGUCGCUGAGUACAUGCUGGGCGUGGCCAGAAACGUGUGUCCUAAACUGUACGUGGUGGCUGAGCUGUUCACCGGCAGCGAGGAGCUGGAUAAUAUCUUCGUUACCAGGCUCGGCAUCACGUCGCUCAUCCGAGAGGCCAUGUCGGCUGGAGACAGCCACGAGGAGGGACGACUCGUCUACCGCUACGGAGGCGAGCCGGUCGGAGCCUUUGUUCAGCCCAGUCUCCGCCCACUCAUGCCAUCUAUCGCCCAUGCCAUGUUCCUCGACGUAACCCAUGACAACGAGUGUCCCAUACAGCUGCGCUCAGCUCUGGACUCUCUGCCCAGCUCUGCCAUCGUCUCCAUGGCCUGCUGUGCGACUGGCUCCACCAGAGGAUAUGAUGAGUUAGUGCCACAUCAGAUCUCUGUGGUGAAGGAGGAGCGUUUCUACCCCAAGUGGAACCCCUCUGCGGUCCCCUCCUCCACCGGUGAGGUCGGGUUUCAGAGCGGCAUCAUCGCCGGGAAGCAGGCUCUCAACAGGCUGCACCAGGAACUGGCAGCAGAGGGAUUCAUACAGGUGUACGUGGACCAGGUGGAUGCGGACAUCGUCGCAGUGACCCGUCACUGUCCCAGCACGCACCAGUCUGUGGUGACCGUGUGCAGAACGGCGUUCUGGGAUCCUAAAACCCACACGUAUAACACCAACAUCCCGCCCAUGUUCAUACCAGGUAAAAUCGAGGAAGUGAUACUGGAAGCGAGGACGGUAGAGAGAGCGGCUGGGAGUUAUGAGAAGGACAAAGACUACAUCAACGGUUUACCACAGUACACUGUGGAAAUAAAAGAACAUAUACCGUUGCAGGAGAGCGCGGUGGUGAAGCAAGCCGAGGUGACGUCUAAAGGACGAUCAGAGUUUGUGGAGGAAAUCAGCUUUCAGAAGCUGACACCAGGGAGCGUCAUCGCUUUCAGGAUCAGUUUGGAUCCCAAUGCUCAGAAGGUGGUCGGUGUCCUGAGACACUAUCUGUCCCAGUUUAGCCCCAAGUACAGGAGAGGCAGCGUCGUGGAUGAAAAUCCACCAGAGAUUCUCCUGAAGCCUCUGGCACAGCUGAUGUCCAAGCUGACGUUAGCAGACCUGAAUUUCCUGCUGUUUCGCUGCGACUCUGAAGAACAGGAAGACGGCGGAGGCUGUUACUCCAUCCCAGGGUGGGAGAAGCUCAAAUAUGGUGGACUUCAAGGUCUGAUGUCAGUGUUUGCUGAUGUCCGUCCUAACAACGACCUGGGUCACCCUCUGUGCGCUAACCUCAGACAAGGAGACUGGCUCAUAGACUUUGUCUCUAACAGACUGGUUAACAGAGAGGAACCAAUGGCGCAGGUGGGUCAGUGGCUGACGGCCAUGUUUUCUUACUUGAAACACAUCCCACGCUACCUCAUUCCCGCGUACUUUGACGCCAUCGUGGUGUCGAUCUACACCACCGCUCUGGACGCCACCUUCAAACUCAUGUCCAGUUUUGUCCAGAAUGGCUCCACCUUUGUGCGACACCUGGCUCUAGGUUCUGUGCAGAUGUGCGGCGUCGGACGUCUCCCCGCUCUCCCGCCACUCUCUGUGAAGAUGGCGGACGUUCCCUAUCGCGUCAGUCCGACCACGGGCGAGAAGGAGCAGUGCUGCGUCUCACUGGCUGCAGGUCUUCCUCAUUUCUCCUCUGGGAUUUUCCGCUGCUGGGGCAGAGACACUUUCAUCGCUCUCAGAGGACUCAUGCUACUCACUGGGAGACACAUUGAGGCUCGCAACAUCAUCCUGGCCUUCGCGGGGACGCUGCGUCACGGUCUGAUCCCCAACCUGCUGGGCGAGGGUCGCUGUGCCAGAUACAACUGUCGUGACGCUGUGUGGUGGUGGCUGCAGUGCAUCCAGGACUACGUUACCCACGUUCCUCAGGGUCAUGAAAUCCUGCGCUGCCCAGUUACGCGCAUGUACCCGACUGAUGACUGUGAACCCUGCAAACCUGGAGAGGUGGAGCAGCCUCUGCACGAUGUUAUUCAGGAGGCUCUACAGCGACACCUGCAGGGCAUUCUGUACAGAGAGAGAAAUGCUGGACCCAAGAUCGACAGGAACAUGAAAGACGAGGGCUUCACCGUGUUUGUGAAGGUGGAUCCGGACACGGGCUUUGUCAGUGGAGGGAACCGCUUUAACUGCGGCACGUGGAUGGACAAGAUGGGAGAGAGCGACAAGGCCAAGAAUACGGGCAUGCCGGCUACACCCAGAGACGGAGCGGCGGUGGAGAUCGUUGGACUCAGUAAGUCGGCCGUUCGCUGGGUUGUGGAGCUUCGUGCCAAAGGAAUGUUUCCAUAUGAUGGAGCGACAGUACAGAGAGACGGGACGGACGUGUUUAUCUCAUACGCUCAGUGGAACCAGCAGAUACAGCAGACCUUUGAAGCAGGUUUCUGGGUCUCCGGAGAACCCGAGGACCCCAAUGAGAAACGCCCAGACCUGGUGCACAAGAAAGGCAUCUACAAAGACAGCUACGGGGCCUCCAGCCCCUGGUGUGACUACCAGCUGAGACCCAACUUCACCAUCGCCAUGGUGGUGGCUCCAGAACUGUUCACAGUGGACAGAGCCUGGAAAGCUCUGGAGAUGGCUGAGAAGAAACUGCUGGGACCACUGGGGAUGAAGACACUCGACCCAGAUGAUAUGGUUUACUGUGGCGUCUAUGACAACGCGCUAGACAACGACGACUACAACCUCGCCAAAGGUUUCAACUACCACCAAGGCCCGGAGUGGCUGUGGCCUGUCGGUUACUUCCUGCGAGCCAAACUCUACUUUGCGAAGAAGCUGGGAGACGUAACCUACGGCAACACAGUGAACUUGGUGAAAAACGUACUGUCACGACAUUACACCCACCUGGAGAAGUCUCCGUGGAAGGGUCUGCCAGAGCUGACCAACCAGGACGGUCAGUACUGUCCGUUCAGCUGUGAGACACAGGCCUGGUCUCUGGCCACCGUGCUGGAGGUCCUCUACGACCUCUAGGUGACCCCCGCACCUCUGACAUCACUUCCUGUGAUCAGAGUGGUCUCUCUGUGCUGCAUUCAUGUACAGUGGGGGUAAAAUGUUGUUUUGAACGUUACAUGACUUUGGACAGGAGGUGGUUUGACUUCAUGUCUUUAAAAUUAAAGGGCCAGGGGGGGCUCGUUUUGCUUUUGUCACUAAUUCUCACACACUGGUCCUUUAAGAGCUUUAUAAUUUAUACGAUAUAUUUAAUAAAAAUGAAAUUAUCUUCAAAUAGAAAGGCUCAUAUUUCUCCCACCGUGACAUGAAUGCAGCAUAUUUUACAGGUGGAGCCGCUGUGUUGAGAUGUUAUCAGAGCAUAAAUGGUGCUAUAGUGUUUCUGUAGUGUUAAAACUAGGGCUGUCAAUACAUAAAGGGAAAUAUGAAUAAUUGAUGUUUUAAUGUAAAAUAAUAAGAUUUAACGCAGAGUUUAACACAAAAACAAGCAUAUUUAAAUUCAGAUACUGUUGUUUAAGAGAGUUUUAAAGUUUAAAGAGAUUCUCUCCUGUGAAAUCAUCAUAUGUAAUUAAUGUACGUUUUCAUCCAUUGGCAGGAAAAAAACUAAACCCAGAACAAACUAAAAAGAGCUUAGAAAUAAUUAAAAGAAGAAAGUAAUUUCUUGUUUGUGCUCGUAUGCUGCGUUCCAUUUGUAGUCCGAACUCGGAAUAUUCAAUGUCUCUUAUACCCCGAGUUUAUGAGUAACUUUAUAUUUAAACUUAGACACACAACACAACGUCAAGUGUUGUUUGUGUUAGUUUCAGACUUCUGAUGUACGUGGAACGCAGCAAAUAUUGUCUCAUGCGCCGUGGAGGCGUUGACUGAAAAUGCUUCCCAUUCUCUUUAAACGGCAGCAUCGUUGUCGUCAAACCUUUACUGAACUGCAUUGUGGGUCCUUCACUAAGCGAAAUUACUCACAUUAUGCAAGUAUUAUUCCCACACAGGCGUUUAGCUGAUCAAAUUACGCUUACGCCUGAUCUCCCAAAUUGCUUUUUGUUUUUUACAACCAUCAUUGUAGCAAAAUUAGCUGCUACGAAGUUAGCCGUGACAGCUUUGUAUCGCCUACAUGAGAGAGUUCCUCUCAUGAUUAUUGUAUACAAUCGGAGGUCUCGGGACAAAAGCUACGAAGUCGACAAAAGCCGCUCUGCUGACGUCCUGAUAACCCGCCUCCAGCAUUAAGUGUCCGGUCUGCUUAUUGUCAAGUGAGCGCAGACUGCAGUUACCAUUCUUUAACAGUAGAGUGCACUGUCCUUACUCGCAGAAGUCCUUACUCAGCCUUUAUUUGUCCACUGGAGCAUUUUCAUCUUUCGUGUCCUGAUGCACUUCAUGUUGUCAUCAUUGUCGUCGUCUUCAAUGCUAAUAUUGUGUGUUAGCUUACACGUGUCGCUAGGUCUGUCAGACCACUUUUUAAAUUGCGAUUAAAGUGCGGUGGCUUCUUCUUCUUCUUUGGAUGGUGUCGUGGUGAAAAAGUAAACUUUUUAAAACAUGAAAAUUAACAAACAACUAAUGUGUUUAAUUCUUGACAGCACUAGUUUAAUUAUUUGUGAGCUGAACUGGUUUCGGUCCAGUUUGUCGUUGAAUAGUAUUGAAACCAUUAACUAUGCAUUAACGCACUUUGACCCCACAGCCAGGAGUUUUAUUAACAAACACUUAAACAACUUUGUUAUUCUUUUUAGAUCAUGUGACUGAUCGAUCAGACACUGGCUGAAUAGUUGCCUUCAUAUGCACAAACAUAUAUAAAUAUAUGUAUACUGUACGUCUUCCUGCUGUUUCCACUUGAAAGCUGCUUUGUGCUGAGUCAUCAUUCACUGCUGUGUGCAUGAAAGUCGUUUUCAUUUUAGUAUGUAGUGUGACUUUGCUGUAGGUCUGUGGUCGCUCUGCAAAUGUAACACAGAGCAAAUUAUUUCAUCAGCAUUUCCCUAAAAAGUGAGUUAAAGAUACUAAAGAAAACACUGUAAACAACACAACACGUGUGAGUGUGUGUUUGUGGUUUGACGUCUUUGUCUGUGUGUAUCUGCGCUAACAUAUUUGUGUCUUUAAAGUCCUCUUUGACGUAGUGUA
Messenger RNA from Solea senegalensis (Senegalese sole), 6817 nucleotides. Its product is annotated as glycogen debranching enzyme-like. Bases 128 to 4741 code for a protein of 1537 amino acids. Gene Ontology annotation, molecular function: 4-alpha-glucanotransferase activity; amylo-alpha-1,6-glucosidase activity. Gene Ontology annotation, biological process: glycogen biosynthetic process; glycogen catabolic process. Lineage: Eukaryota; Metazoa; Chordata; Actinopteri; Pleuronectiformes; Soleidae. The record is from RefSeq and is a predicted model, not a curated record. The transcript has 35 exons.